This is a messenger RNA of Balearica regulorum gibbericeps (East African grey crowned-crane), 603 nucleotides long. The record is from RefSeq and is a predicted model, not a curated record. NCBI's taxonomy places the organism in Eukaryota, Metazoa, Chordata, Aves, Gruiformes, Gruidae.
AUGCAGUCACAAACCUGGCGAGUUAAUGCUGUUAAUGGUUAUCUUGGGAGACAGCGAGAGCCAUCUCUGUGUCUGUACCAUUCAGCCCCUGCUGCUGCGGUCCAACAGAAGGCUGUGGAUGGGAAAAGAGAGGAGUUCAGACUGGUCUACAGGUUUCCGGGGAUUAAGUACUGCAGGGUGCUGUCCAGACUGAAGCUGUUACAGACUGCCACCACCAUGGUCAUACUGCCUCCCAUCUGCUACCUCUAUCUGCAAGACCAGGUUUCUCAGAAUAUCCUCUUGUAUACAACUGGCGUUGCGCUCUUUGCUGGUGCGAUGUUGUAUGGUAUGAGCUACUUUUUCAGACGAAUUAUUGGAUUAAUCUACUUAAAUGAAACUGGCUGUACUGUCAAAGUGGCCCACUUGACGUUUUGGGGAAGACGGAAUGAUAUUUAUUGUCCCAUAGAGACAGUGAUGACUCUGGAUGAAGCUGGAGAUAGCAAGGGGGAGCUACUUCUCCAGUUCAAACGGUAUAACAGUACAGAUGUUUUAUAUUUUACAGUUAAGUUUGGACAGAUUAUAGACAGACAGAAGUUUACCCAAAUAUUUGGAGAACUUAAGUGA